ACCGCUGAUCAUUCACUGCUGAGAGCAGACCGUGUGUGAAACACUGCAGAUCAUCCGAUCAGAGAGAGAGAGAUAUGGCAGAAACCGCCCCCGCCCCGGCUGCUGCCGCCCCGGCCAAAGCGCCCAAGAAGAAGUCCGCGGCGAAAGCCAAGAAAGCAGGUCCCGGCGUCGGCGAGCUGAUCGUCAAAGCGGUGUCCGCGUCCAAGGAGAGGAGCGGCGUGUCCCUCGCCGCGCUGAAGAAAGCGCUCGCUGCCAGCGGCUACGACGUGGAGAAGAACAACUCCCGCGUCAAGAUCGCCAUCAAGAGCCUGGUGACUAAAGGCACCCUGGUGCAGGUCAAAGGAACCGGCGCCUCGGGCUCCUUCAAGCUCAACAAGCAGCAAGCCGAGAGCAAGAAGAAGCCCGCGGCCAAGAAAGCGGCUCCUAAAGCGAAGAAGCCCGCGGCCAAGAAACCCGCCGCUGCCAAGAAGCCCAAGAGCGCCGCGGCAAAGAAGCCCGCAGCCGCUAAGAAAUCGCCCAAGAAGGCCAAGAAACCCGCCGCCAAGCCCGCUAAGAAGGCGACGAAGAGCCCCAAGAAGGCGAAGAAGCCCGCAGCCGCUAAGAAAGCAGCCAAGAGCCCGAAAAAGGCCAAGGCGGCGAAACCGAAGGCGGCAAAGCCUCAAGCCGCCAAGCCUAAAAGGGGACCUCCCAAGAAGAGAUAAACAUCUACUCUACCCCACAACGGCUCUUUUAAGAGCCACCCACUAACUCUGAGUAAAGAGCAA
Molecule: messenger RNA, 764 nt
Organism: Rhinichthys klamathensis goyatoka
Lineage: Eukaryota; Metazoa; Chordata; Actinopteri; Cypriniformes; Leuciscidae
Product: histone H1-like
Exons: 1
Coding region: 75-701 (208 amino acids)
Biological process (GO): nucleosome assembly
Cellular component (GO): nucleosome
Molecular function (GO): structural constituent of chromatin; DNA binding
Source: RefSeq, a predicted model, not a curated record